AUGGUGUCCCUGGCAGACAUGCGCAAUGGGUUGCGCCAACCAGACGACGACGAUGUGACCCCGGGAGAAGCAUCGGAUGCAUUCGAGGACGCCGCCGAAUCCGUUCGCCAGACCUCCAACACACCGAGCAGGAACAGCAGUAUCAAGAUUGGGAGUGAGCCGGCGGUAGGGCUGGGGAUCAAUGGGCAUGCCGAGGGGGGAACAAGCAAGGUGGAGAACAAAGAGGACCAACCGAAAAUGUCGGCCCGGUUGUCUCGAUGGAUCAGUGACGACCCAGCAAUGUUUGCAGGAGAAGCGAGCCCUCCACUCAACGCGCCGUCGCAUUCGAGGCAGGUGACGGCGGAGAAGGUGCCGUCGACAGCAGAACAGCCCGCGGCAGCACAGCAAGAGCAGAUCGCCCGGCCCAACUCGUGGGAACUGCCCUCGGACCCCGCUGCAGCAUCAGAGGUUUUACACGUCGUUCGAAAUAAAGAAGAGGAGGUGAAUGGCGACGACGACAAUCAGACACCCGUGCUCCCUUCGCACUCACGCCAGAAUACCGCCGAAGCAGCACCCAGCCUCAUAGCCCAGUCAACCCCUCAAGAGGCAUCUCCUGGGCCGUCACACUCGCGACAAGUCACGGCCGAGACCGCCCCUGCACUGGUGGCCAGUACUGGUGGCCAAGAGAGCGAGGACAAGGAACGCCGGUCGAGAUCACCCUCCCGGCAAGUCACAGCGGAGAUGCAGUCCGGGACGGCAGACGGAGGCACGGUGCAGAACGAGGAGGCAGGUGUUUCGUUGUCGAACAUCCGCUCAAGUCUACAGUCACAUUCCCGGCAGGCCACAGCAGAGGACGUGCCAGUUCUGGCACCGCCUGAAAUGGAGUCAGACCGCGAAAGGAGCGUGUCGCCGACGAAGAUGAUGGUCCCAGGGCUAUCAGGCGACGUGUCUCUCCAAUCUCCUCCUCCGCCAUCAUCUUUGGGCCGCAUUCAAGCACUAGAGCAACGCAAUAUUGGCGAGCGUCAAGCUCCUAGCACGUCGCCAACGCCUCCUGGAGGUCUGAUGAGGACGGCAUCUACACGUAUGGGACAGUUCCUGGGACGCAUGGGAAGCAUGAGAAAGCCCGCUCGAUCUCCACCCGCCAGGCAGGAGGGCCGCUUUGGCAUGGACCGGAGGAAUACCGGAGCUUCAAUGGCUUCUAUGAAGAGUAACGCAGGCGAGAGCUUAGCAACGAUUUCUGACACACAUGAAGGUGAUGGCCCGAGACCAAGUCUACAGGACCAGUUCCGAAAUUUGAGGAAGCAAGAAGAGAACGGCUUCUCGGGUAUGAAUGGGCAUGUCGAGAAUGGUGACGACUGGGAUCCAUCGACUGCAAGAAGCGCAAGCGAUGCUGCCAUCAUCGAGACUGUGUCUGGGAACGACACACCGGAAGCCCGGUCACAUCGUGCAUCGUCGUCAACACCCAGCAUAGUGAAAUCGCCACCCAUGAACCCGAGCCUACCGCCAGGCACAGCCUCCGGUUUGACAGCCGGCCCAGCUGAGGAACCUAGGCCUGUGGACUGGGAUCUUUGGCAGGCUGUGGUGUAUGAAGGACCGUCGGCCGUGCAGAGGACCAGCGGCGAAGAUCUGAACCGGGCGAUAUCAUCUGGCAUUCCGUCUCCGAUUCGUGGUGUGGUGUGGCAGGUCAUGGCAGAGAGCAAAAACGCAGAGCUCGAAAAUGUCUACAAGACGUUGAAGUGCAGGGGAUCUGCAGCGGAAUCAGAAUCUCUGGCAGUAGAUGGUUCAAGACCAGAGUCACUUUCCAGGAAACCAUCGCAAGACAACGUGAAUGAAUCGGCGGAGAAGGAAGACUCUGACAAAUCCUCCUCGAGAGCAAGCGUCCACUCAGUACAGUCUACGCCUGCGACUUCGAACCUAGCCAGUCCACCUCUGUCAGUAAAGGGUGACGAACAGGAGUUGAAGCUUAAGCUGUUCGCCGAAAAGCAGAAGCGUGAAGCUGCUGCACUCACGAAGCUGGAGAAGGCUAUUAGGCGAGAUCUCGGCUCGCGGACGUCUUUCAGCAAGUUUACACAAGCUUCUGGUCUUCAAGAUGGGCUGUUUGGAGUAUGCAAGGCGUAUGCGUUAUUCGACGAAGGUGUGGGCUAUGCACAGGGCAUCAACUUCAUUGCCAUGCCACUUCUGUUCAAUAUGACGGAGGAGGAAGCAUUUACGCUCCUUGUGCGGCUGAUGAGCAAGUAUGAUCUGCGGAGCAUGUUCACGGGAGAUAUGGCUGGACUACAUCUGCGACUCUAUCAGUUCGAGCGGCUUCUGGAAGAUCAGGACCCGGCAUUGUACUGUCAUCUGCGGCGGCGAAACGUGUCACCAGAGCUGUACGCCACGCAGUGGUUCCUAACGCUGUUCGCAUAUCGUUUCCCGCUACAGCUCGUUGUUCGGGUGUACGAUCUGCUCUUUAGCGAAGGCCUGACGGCGAUCCUGAAGUUCGGCUUGGUGCUGAUGCAGCACAAUCGGGAUGCGCUGCUACGCAUGAAGGACAUGGCUCAGCUAACGAACUUUCUUAAGGAGAAGGUGUUCGAUGUCUACAUCGACAAAUCGCCCUCGGCGUCGUCUUUGCUGGAUUCGGGCUUCUUCGGCUCCGUGACUGGAGGCGCAGAUAAGGAGCUGUACCGCGCUGACGAGAUGGUGCGAGAUGCAUGCGAGAUCCAGAUCUCAGAGGCGGUGUUGGCGCAAUACACAGCCGAGUGGGAGGAGUCGCAACGGUUGACGCAUGAGCGUGAAGUCGAGCUGGAAACUCUUCGCACGACCAACUCCGCGCUUACCGUCAAGAUCAGAGGCCUCGAAGAGCGGACGCAACUGCAAGACAACGAGCACGUCAACAUCGCCGGCGAUCUCGUUCGCAUCAAGGUCGAAAACGACACGUUGAUGGAUGAGAACGAAGGGAUGAAGAUGAAGGUGGAAGAGCUGCAGAAGAUGGUCGACGCGCAGCCGGCGGAAGUCGAGGCCAGGCUGAAGGAGGAGAUGGAUCGCAUCUUGCAGCGGAACAGCGAGGUGCAGAGCGAGAACAGGGUACUCAAGGAGGAGAUGGAGGAGAUGGAGCAUGAACUUGUGAAUGUGAAGAUGCUCCAUGCGCAGACCCAGUCGGACUACGACGCUUUGAUUCAGAAGUGGUCGAGCAUACAGAGCAUGUUGAGUGACAAGUAG
Messenger RNA from Saxophila tyrrhenica, 3177 nucleotides. RefSeq lists its product as uncharacterized. The transcript has 3 exons. Lineage: Eukaryota; Fungi; Ascomycota; Dothideomycetes; Mycosphaerellales; Extremaceae. The coding region runs from base 1 to 3177 and encodes 1058 amino acids. The record is from RefSeq and is a predicted model, not a curated record.